This is a messenger RNA of Paramormyrops kingsleyae, 9613 nucleotides long. Lineage: Eukaryota; Metazoa; Chordata; Actinopteri; Osteoglossiformes; Mormyridae. The record is from RefSeq and is a predicted model, not a curated record.
GCUUGUUUUGUAGUUUGAUUAAGAAGAACAAGAUGAAUUAUGAGGUCAUUCAGUCCUUCAAUCUGGUUACGACAAUCAACUUGUAAUGAACUGGUUAAAACGUAACUGCAGAGUCUCACACUGUCUUUGAGGGGAUUAUCUGCUUAGUUUACUGUAAACAUACAGCAAUGACAAAACACAUUAUUCCAGCAAAAUGGAUUGCUUCCUGUGAGCACCGAGUCAAUGGUUUGCCUCUGCCGCAAUCAAUAACCAUAAUGGAGCUGUGCAGGCCCUUAAAAUGUUUGUCUAAUUGAAAGAAACAGGCCACGGACAGGAUCUUCAGCAAUUUAAAGCGCAAUUAAAGGAUGACUGCAGAGAGAAUGAGUGCCUUUCUUAUUGUUUAUGUAUCUUCAGACACACCAGUGAAGCCGAACAAACUUCAGCUCUUGAGCUAAGUGAUCGUAUCACUGUUGGGCCCUUGAGCGAAGCCUUUGACUGUGAAAACUGUCCCAGGGUGGUGGAUGAAUGUCUGACCCCAGGCCUCCCUCUCUGCUCCAUAUGAGUGUCUCGCAGGAGAUUAAUAAAAGAUAUGCUAUGCAGUUGUGCAAAUGGCAAAAGAAAUUUUCAUCAUUAUGAGGGAGGGACAAAGAAACCGUACAGCUCAAAAAAUACUGGAAAUGCUUCCAACAUUCACUGGCCCUGGAAACGAUCAUUCAUUUCUUGCUUCCACAUCGAAAAAUGUUCAACUUACAGUGGGAUCUGCUGCAUUCGCUGUGCCCUCCAGCCUGGAUGUCACCUGACCAGCAGACUGUAAUCUGAUUGGUCGGGCUCUUGCUCCUCAGAGACAGAUGUUGAUCUUUUCCAGCAGCAGGCCAAGGAAGACCCCAGAGCACACCUCUCGCCUAAUAAACUCCCUGUUGGCCCCCAGCGCUGCUCUCCUCUGAUAUUGCUGUCAAACAGGGCUGCGGAUGGGCUGAGUCCCCAUAGGCAGUGAAAAACACAUAAUGUCGACUGUCAUUUGAAAUUAGGGCUCUAUUUAAAGUGACGGCGAUCCAUUCCCCAAGGGGGCUGAGAAUAGACACUGAUAGAGACUGAAUAAGCAUACAGAAGAGCCAUGACAGAUACAAAUGUACAUAAGGGAGCUUUGAGAGUCGCUUGUAGAAAACAGGAACUCCUCCUAAAACGCCCAACAAAAGAUGGGGAAGGAUUUGUGUUGUUAGCAAUAGGAUUCAGUGCACCAGAGGGUUACUCUGAGCAGAAAAGCAGCACAGUCUUUAAUGACUUAUCAGGGAAUGACUGAGUAAUCACUGAAGGGGAAAAAGUCACAAGGGAUGAUUUUUAUUACAUCAUGAUCACAGGAAUAUCUUUAUAGGCAAUUUAUGUGUACAUCUUAUUCAGGAUUUGUUUAUUGGUUUGCAUUUCUGAGCUGUCUGACACAGUACUGUUUAACUGCCUUGUCGACAGCACAUUGCAUAUUGACCAACCUUAAAUGUGCUUUACGUUACCUCUGCCAGUCUUAAUGGCCUUUUAAUACACUCGAUAUAGAAGUUCUUAUUUUGAUUUUGGCCACUAGGGGCAGGUAGUCAUACUUUCCUUGUGCUUUUCAUCGUGUUCCGGGAAUACCCCCCCCCCUUAAGAGAAUUAAUGGGCGUGGCCAAUUAACUCCUGUGCUAAAGUUACCGCUCUUUACACUAUGCAUGUUAUGCAGCGCCGUCACGAAUCAGAAGGGAGGCAGGUCUUGCACCACUAACAGCUAUCUUACGGAUCCCUAAAGGAGGCAAGAAACAGUGUUGACUGGACUCCUCCCUGCAAAAGUAGAAGAAUGCCAAUUUCCCCCACACACAGAUGGAUAAUUAAUUUCACUGCAUUAUUACCUUUACUGCAAAGUGACUGGAAAUCAUAUUCGGAAUAGAGGAAGGAUAUAUAUAUAUAUAUGAAUAACGUCUAUCAAUGGUUAUGCAUAUCAGUGUGUCAUACAUCCAAAACAGUAAUAGGCGGCAAACGUUUUUAACGCUUGAGAUUUUCACUUUAAAUCACUGUGCAUACAUCUCUUUACUUAUUUUUUCAAGUUUAGACAAUUCACUGCGCCAUACAUUUCAUGGUGGCUUAUAGCGGUUUGGGACGCUCUUCUUUCACAUGAGAGGACACUCUCAAACCACGGGGAUGCCCUUUCCGAUACCGCAUUAAUCACCCGGGAGAUCAGCGAUCGACAGCCAGCACAAACCGGAGGCCAUACGGCAGCUCCCAAAUCGCGGUAUCGAUUGCACGGCAGCCUAAGCGCUAACUGCUAACACACGCCUCGUGACCUAGCUCGGAUGAGGCGUGACUAAUGAACCAUUCCGGCUGAGGGAAAGUCCUGUGACAGAGGAGCAAUUUCCAGCCAGAUGUAAGAGGUUAGACAUGCCAUUUUAAACCCACGUCCAGCCAUAAAGAAGCAUUGGAUACACUAAUGCUCAGGUCCUUCUAGUAGCCCCAAUGGAGCAGGAUGUGGAGAGCCCAGUCACUAUCAGACAGCCCAAGCUGCCUAAGCAAGCCAGGGAAGACCUCCCCAAACAACUGGUGGACAAAGAACAAGGCAAACGGAAGAUCCAGAGGUAUGUUCGCAAGGACGGAAAGUGCAACGUCCAUCACGGAAAUGUGCGGGAGACGUAUCGAUACCUGACGGACAUCUUCACCACCCUGGUGGACCUCAAGUGGAGGUUUAACCUCUUCAUCUUCGUGUUGGUUUACACGGUGACAUGGCUGUUCUUCGGCUUCAUGUGGUGGCUCAUCGCUUACAUCAGAGGAGAUCUGGAGCACAUAGGAGACAACCAGUGGACUCCCUGCGUCAACAACCUCAACGGCUUUGUCUCUGCUUUUUUGUUCUCAAUAGAGACAGAGACCACCAUUGGGUACGGCUACAGGGUGAUCACGGACAAAUGCCCCGAGGGUAUAGUUCUACUCUUGGUCCAGUCUGUGCUGGGGUCUAUAGUCAAUGCCUUCAUGGUGGGCUGUAUGUUUGUAAAGAUUUCACAACCCAAGAAGCGGGCGGAGACUCUAGUUUUCUCCACCAAUGCGGUCAUCUCUAUGCGAGACGGCCGACUGUGCCUGAUGUUCAGGGUGGGCGACCUCCGCAACUCGCACAUCGUGGAGGCAUCCAUCAGAGCCAAACUGAUCAAGUCCAAGCAGACCAAGGAAGGGGAGUUCAUUCCCCUCAACCAAACAGACAUGAACGUUGGCUACGACACCGGCGACGACCGGCUCUUCCUGGUGUCGCCGCUCAUCAUUUGCCAUGAGAUCAACCAGCACAGCCCUUUCUGGGAGAUCUCCAAGGCCCACCUAGCGAAAGAGGAACUGGAGAUUGUGGUCAUUUUGGAGGGCAUGGUGGAAGCCACUGGAAUGACCUGCCAAGCCAGGAGCUCCUAUGUGACGAGCGAGAUCAAGUGGGGCUACCGAUUCACACCGGUGCUGACGCUGGAGGACGGCUUCUACGAGGUGGACUACAACAGCUUUCACGAGGUCUACGAGACCAACACGCCAACCUGCAGUGCCCGGGAGCUGUCUGAAAUGACUGCCCGGGCAAGCCUGCCCCUUACCUGGUCUGUGGCCAGCAAGCUGAACCAGCAGGCGGCUCUGGACGUAGAGCAAGAGAUGAUCGACCACGAAGAGCCAGAGGAGCAGACGGAACGCAAUGGAGAUAUUGCAAACAUAGAGUUUGAGUCAAAAUUGUAGGCUUGGGGUUUUUUUUGAAAGCUCAAAUUGAUAUGUGGACCAGAUAGUGCAGAGGCAAGGUGUGUGGGGGGGUGGCGGGGGGCAGCAAGCACACAAAAAAAGGUCUCAUGUGCUCCCCACUCCGAAAUCUCCUCUCAUCUAUCUCUGCCUGGGAGAAUAACCACAAAAUAUCUAUGAUACCAAGGCUGGGACAAUCGCAUGCUCUGAAAAUUUCUUUCUUAACAGUAAGAGUUAUUAUAAUUUUGUUUUGUUUUUUUUUUUAAAAAAAAAGAUCUGACAUAUAUAUACAUAUAUAUAUAUAUAUAAAUAUAUAUAUAUAUUCUAGGGCAUUUGCAUUUGUAUUUUUGUACAUAUUUCAAUACUUGUUCCUAGCCAGUAACGGUGGAUUUAUGUUACGGAUUUGUGAAUAUUUGGCAAACAGGCAGUUUGAUACCGUGUUAGAAAAUGAACGGGGAAAAAAUCCUUUCUGUAUAUAAUGCCUUAUGUAAUAAACAUUCUUUUCAUUAGGGCUUUUUAAAAUAUCUAUAUAUAUAUAUAAGCAUGUACAAAACUCCUGUAGGUAAAUUGUUCUAUAUUAUGUAUAUAAAGUGUAAGUAGCAGUAGGCAAGGAAAAAUAUUCUGAUCAUUACUGGAUGCAAAAACUAUAUAUUAGACUAUUGUUCUGGGGACCGGACCCAGUCCACGGAUGUGUGUGUGACACACAGCCUAACACCAAGAGGCUGUUGACCAGUUGCCUAUAACCUUCGAUGACUUAAAUAGGGGAAGCGUUUUCCCCUGUUUAAUAACGUCUUUUUGUUUGUCCACGCGCUUUGUGCAAUACCCUUUAAGUUAAGCGGGGAGCACCCAAGCGUCACUCAGCGGCUGGUCGCGGGUGUGAUGCGCAUGCGCCACCGGAGCCCUUGCUGCGAGGACAGUGUCUGCGGUCUGCUGACUCGUAGGUGGAAUGCAGCUCAGCUGACUGCCAGUUCACAUCGCUUUUUUAAUUCACGCCCGAACUGUAACAAGUACUGUAUCCCUGUCCUCUUGUGCUUGCUGUUUAAGAAAAAAAAAGUGUAUCUGAAAAGCUUGCGGCCUUGCGGAUGCCACCCAGUUGAUUAGUGUCCCCCGGUGGCAUCACGUGGAGAAAAGCCUCCAUGCGGUGCGUAUUUUUAGCGAUCAGAUGGGGUGAGAGGCAGCGUAGCCGUAGCUUGUGCGAGGACUUUGAGGUUAUAGAAGCACUUUAUGUGUCAUCGCCGAGCCUCUGCAGACGCUGCUGGCUGCCAGGAGUAUUAGCGGUAUGACGGGAAACGGCAGCACAUGCAGCUGGUGUCUGCGAGUCGUCCGGCUUUGAAAACUAAUUACGGUACGAGAAAAAUGCUGAAUAAGUGACGAUAACGAGCACAGUUUGAUCACUAAAGGCUUUUCAUUCAGAUUACCGGAAUUAAAAUAGAAGCAACAUACCUGAAGGCUGAAAACUGGCCAGUCUUGACUAGUCUCAAACCAACUUUGAUAAGUGAUGAGCAUUUUUGCAUGAUACACUGGGAUAAUAUGGGACUUAUGAUCUUAUAGGGUGGAUGUAACUUACCUUUCGCGGUCAGGGAGCUAGGAAAUCUUACACUAACCCAUGAUUUGUUUUAUUCAGCCCCCAGCCAUGUUGAAGCACAGUAAAUGCAGCGCCCCCUUGUGGUAGUCUAAAAAAAACAUCCGUCCCCAGCUUCAGGUCUUUCAGCGUCCCGCUUUUUCCGGAGGAUUCACUCUCCGUGCCCUUGCAGCUUCCGUUUUGUCCAGCCUGGGGACAGGUCCUGCAUUCACACCAUGUUUAGUCAGCGUACAGGGUUUGCUCGUUGGCUUUCUGUCAAAUUCUGGCAAUAUAUGCAGCAACAGGGAACUUUUCUAAGGGGUUUCUCACCAUGCGGUUGGUAAGGCGUGACAGCCCACCCCGUCUCAAUGCUACUUAGAAGGUUGGAGGUACUUGGUUUGAGGCAUUGUGAUAGUAGGGGAAUGGAUAUAGAGAGUACCUGCUGAUCCUAUGUCUUUUUGAUACAGGCAGGACUGGCUUAACCUUCUUAAGGACCCUAAGCAAAAUUUGAUUAUCCUAGUAGUCAUUUGUCAUCUUUCUCAUUCUGAUAGGCUGAUCAGAAUGGGGGGGCUGGUGGCUGCUUGGCUCUAAACAGCCAGGGAGUUUGCUUAUGCCUUGGACCGGCCCUGGAUCAAAGGAUCACAUCAAGGCGCAGAUAUGGGAAACUGCACCAGUAGCAUAUCAAAGUAUAUGGCCAUGGUGGCCAACAUCUAGUCAAUGUUGGCAAUAUCCACAGAUACAGGAGGUGAUCUACAGAAUGGUGGACCAGGGCCCCUGGAUGGGCAAUGCUGAUCCACCUCCACGUCUCCGUCAAAACGCACAGAAAAUAUAUUUCUAAUGUUUUUUUAACUGCCCCACAAUGUGUCUGGGGACGGAAAUCUAUAGAAGCCAUUUCAGUGGAGGAGGGAAAAAUGUUUCUGCAAUCCUGCACCUUAUUCACAGCUUUUUUUUUUGUUUGUUUAUAAACGAAUGAAUCUCUCUGAUUUUUGGCUAUUUUCCAAUGUUAAGGUUUCAGUCAGCUCAACAGCAUGCAUUAUUCUGAAAUGAAUUGUAAUUCAACAGAGAAUAAAAAGUAAGGCUGCAUUUCAUUUAUCAAAAGUAAGAAAAGGGUACAUGAAUCAUUUUUACUCAGUUGUUCCCAAGAAGGCUUUUUUCCUGACUUUCAAAAAUACCGUGUCUUUUUGUUAUAUCUAUCUUCUCCUGACUUGACAUUUGAAUGUAAGGCAUGUAUUCCUUAAAAUCACCAUUUCAUUAUAUUUGACAUUUAAUGUAGUAACUCAUAAAAAGCAAGGCUUUAAGAAAGUCCCAGUUACUCUAAAAAGCCAUAUUAUAACCCUGACUAGUAGCUUUAUUUUUCUUUAAAAUCCUGUCCAGCCCUGUGUAGCAUUUCACAGGUAUCUUGCAGCUUCUCGCAUGUUUGUAUAUUUUUAGUUGCUUUCAAGGAGAAACCCCCCGAAUGAGAUUUUGCGAUGAGGGAAUGGGAGGAAACUCUGUCAUAUCUAGACUGCGGUGACACAAGGAACAAGUGGUUUCAGUGGCAGAUUAGAAAAACACGUGCAGUAGUUUAGCAAGAAGGUGAAAUUCUCAUUUAUCGGCUUUUUGUAAGACGUGGUCAGAACAGAACAAAGCAAAUACCUUUACUGUUCCUUUCAUUUAUAAGUGUAUCAUGGCUUUUGCCAUAAGAAUUAUCGUCGUGCUUAGUUGUAGUGUUACUGUUGUUGAAAAUGUGUAAUUAUUUAUUGUGUAGAAAUCAUCAAAGAGGGGUGAUGAUCAGAUCUCAAACAGUGAUCAUUUUCUGUGCAUUGGAUUGAUAUUGCCUUUGUUUCAAUGUUUAGUUUGUAUGGCUUGAUUAUCUGAGAAAUUAUAUAUAUAUAUAUAUAUAUAUAUAUAUAGGCUAUAUACACACACACACAUUCAUUCUUUAUACAAUACAUUGCAGGAGAAAUCUGUCAGUCUGCUGAUAUGUGUUCAGGGUCUUUAAUAAUUUCACAGUAUAUUCAGUCCCAUAAAUAACACAACACUGAUGGUUUUGAAUCAACCAUUUUUGGGCCUUUUUCAACAUCCUGUACCAUUCUUUCAGUUGCAAUGCAUUCUACUAUUUUUUUAUUUUGCAACGAAGGCUUUAUAUAUAGUUGUGUAACUUGGGUUGAAAACUGUUUUUCUGGACUUCAGUAACUAUAAGGUGUGAAGAAGUGAAGCCUGCGCCCAUGUUUUAAUUUCAGAAUCGCACGCCAAUCAGGAGUGUUUUGCCACCGUAAUGGGCCCACCAGUGGAUACGGUAACUGUGCCAUGUGCAGGGGAUACUCGUUUAAUGAGCUUCCUAAUUAGCUCUCUGCAGCUUGAGCGACUGAAAGCCAAUUGCAAUUAAGGCCGAGCGCACACUUAAAAUAAGUUAGCGGCGUAAUCGUUUAAAUUCUUUUGCUGAAUAGGGUUAUUAUGCAAAUACGUGACGGAAAACGACGGAGGCGAAGCGACGCUCGGUGGCACAGCCAGGACAUUUUACUGCAAAUUACCAGCAAACGUAUUAACUGCCAUAUGACCGGCUCUGAUCUCUGCCCAGUCAUGUCAUCCGCUAAGCUGUCUCCGCUUCCAGUGUCAUGCUAAAAAUAAACACAAACACAUGCGAAGUUCGGAAUUUUCUGCCAGUUCGAGAAAAGGGGAAAGUGCAUCUAAUCGAUUUUGCCAAUUUUAGCCUGGUACAAUAUCAACUGGCCAGAUUAGCACUUCUCUCCCCCCCCAUGUGUUGUGAAUUCCUGCUUGGUGUGGUAAUGUGUGAGAUAGGAAAACAACUCAAUUAUAUACGCUGAACCGGGACCGUUAAUGUUUUUACAACAAUUCCAGGCAAAGGCGUAGGAGCCGAAAGGGAUGUAUACCCCCAACAUUUAAUUUAACAAGACCCUUGUAUUUAAAUUAAGUUGAAUCCCCCCAGUAUCAAACUACGCACUUGAUACCGGGAGAGCGCAGUCUGCAUAAAAUGGUUUUGAAAUGCCAGUUUCAAAUAUGCCUAGGUGUUAAACUGAUGUUAGAAAUCUGCCCCAAAAGAUGGAGGUGAAUUAACGCCCGGUUCUCUUCUUCAUCAUUAACGUCACAUCUUUCCCUGAGAAGAGGUAUGAUUUUCAUUUUAGGUGGGAGGAGACGCGGAGCCGAAAUAGACAGUUAAGCAAUAAAACGACGCCUCCAGACAACAGAGACAGGCGGAGCCACGAGCUGGGACGCUGAGCAGGUGGAGGCAAAGCCUGCCGAUCCUGCAAAGGUUACCCGUUUCCCCAGGCUUAAGGCAGAGAACAGGCGAACAAACACACUGGAAAUGCAAAUGGUCCGAGGCGCCGCUGGGCCACUGGAACGAAACGGGCUGUUUUCUCUAAGGGGACCGCACACCCUCAACAAGGGGUCAAAUACUUGAAUUGCUGGUUUGAUGCACAAAUGUCCAUCCUUUCCGUUGGCUUUUAAUCUUCAGUUGGCAGAUUAUGUCAUCUUAGCCUAUAGUAAUGUAUUAUUCAUAUAUUUUUUGACUACUAGUAAGAGAUUAACAAGGACUGAUGAAGUUGUAGUGUGUGCGAUUCUACGUGAAUGGACGCGAUCAGAAUAUGAAUGCGUGGCAAUUAUAAGUUAAGUCCCCCAGAGUUUGUUCUCUAGCAUUUGUUGCAAGGUAUUUCAUUGACCUGCUAUGAUAUCUUUAAAAUAUUUGCGCCCCAACUCCUAAAAUAAAAAGUAUAAAGGGUGGGGCACUUUAAAUUUUGUAGGUCUCGUUAUUGUGGUUUAGAUUACUGUUUUAACCUCAACUCUAUCUAUCAAGAAUUCGUGCUGAUGUAGUACUGUAGGGCUAUUUGUCGCUCCUAGAAAUGGAAUCAGUACUAUUUAAAGAGUUUAAACAAAUAGCGAGCGGAGCUACCCUCGAACUCCACCGGCCUCCUGGCUGAGGGAAACGCUCACCCACGGUACGUGUUAGCGAGACGGCAGCCUUUGGACCCACGGACCCGGCUGCUCCGUCCGAGCUCUUUUCAGUGUAUGUGGCACUCUUUUGGCAUCCGGGAUUUUGAAAAUAGACAUUUCGGGGGGAGGAGCAAACUACUGGUACAAACCAUGGUAGACUACGAUAAAAGGGGAAGGGGAGGUUGAUGGCAGGUUCGGCCUAUUUGCAGUAUGUGAGCUGUUGAAUUAAGUAUUCGGGGGGGGGAAGGACCUCAAGGGACAGGUUUGCUUGUGUCUGUCUUUGAACCUUUGGACCCAGUUCUUUUAGUGUGUCUGUGCACAGGCAACGGAAUGAAAGCAUGCUUCAUACGAAAGCACAAUAAAUGUACAGAAAACACAAAGGAUUACAGUGCCAAAAUUUUUAAAUAAAUCGACACGGUAUGUUUCAGAAGA